AUGUGUGCAGCAAAAAAAGCUGUGGCCGUGAGAGAACAAGAGUUAUUAGCUCGAUUUCAAGCAGAGAGAGAAGGAAAUGCAGAAAGGAUGGUGGAGAGGCCUCCUGUGAUGAUGACACAGCCUGUGAUAGAGAGUACUGCUCCUGUGAUCGCGAGGACGGCCUCAGAGAGGAUGGGGACAGGCCUGCAGAUAAUACCUCAACAUUAUCCUUAUCCCUUCCACCCUUCUCCCCACUUCGUCCCAGGAGCCCCUGGGCCAUCUAAUUGGUACCAGAGGCCAUCUACGUACCCUCCUGUGUCGAAUUAUUCGAAUUUUCCACCUACCUUUUAUCCACCUGUGUACCUGCCUCCGUAUGUUCAAGAGGGGCUCGGAAAUGGCUCAAACUCCGCAGAAAGGAGUGUCCUAGCAGCCAGGAACGGUGGUAUGAGACAGGAAUUCCCCCCUGGGGAGUAUAGGCGAGGACAACAGGAUUCCACCGGUGGACAGGGGGGUGGAAGGUAG
Molecule: messenger RNA, 501 nt
Organism: Tremella mesenterica DSM 1558
Lineage: Eukaryota; Fungi; Basidiomycota; Tremellomycetes; Tremellales; Tremellaceae
Exons: 2
Coding region: 1-501 (166 amino acids)
Source: RefSeq, a predicted model, not a curated record